CUUUUAAAUCACCCCCGUGAUUUGACGCGUCCUCGCACAGUUCCAUCCGCUCUAGGCGCUUAACCGCACCUGUCUCUUUCAUUUCUCUGCAACUAAACCCUAAGGGCAGGUCCACCGCCACCGGGUAAUGCGGCGCCGUGUUGAUCACCGCCUUCGGAGCAGAAUAAAGGUAAUGGUGGAAUUGUUAUCCGGUACGGGCAUGACUAUCGCAGGUGACGAGCAGCUUUGUUGAUAUAUAGAGAGAAGAGUGUAGAGGAAGGAUUAUCAUUGAGAAAGAGAAGAAAAAAAAAAACACGCAAUUGAAGAAAGUUAUCUUUUUGGCGUAGUAUGUGUGAUUUGGUGGCCCGCACGGGUCGGCAUCAGCAGCGGUACGAGGCCGGUUGUCGCCUAAUUGCCGGGUGUAUUCCAUUUAGGCUUAGAAGUUCAGACGAGAGUGGAGAUGCGGAUGCUAAGAAGAUUGUUGAGUUGCUUAUGAUUAACUCAACUAGUGGGCCAGGACUUUUGUUUCCAAAGGGAGGCUGGGAGAAUGAUGAAACUGUUGAAGAGGCUGCAGUAAGGGAAGCCAUUGAAGAAGCUGGAGUUCGAGGGGAUCUAAUGGAUUUCCUGGGGUAUUAUCAAUUUAAGAGUAAAACCCACCAAGAUGAGUUCAGCCCAGAAGGUUUAUGUAAAGCUGCGAUGUUUGCUUUGUUUGUAAAGGAGGAGCUCGAGUCAUGGCCAGAGAUGAGCACCCGAACGAGAACUUGGUUGACUGUACCGGAGGCAGUGGAUAGGUGCCGGCAUUCAUGGAUGAGAGAUGCCCUGGAGAAUGGCUUCUCCAAAUGGUAUGCAGAGAGAACAAUGAAUGCAGGGGAGGACAUUUCUGAGCGACAGUGACUUGCUGCGUGUGCAUAAAGCAAAGCUAGGGCAAGUAUAUGGCAGAAUUGUUAUGGGGGCGUUUUUCUUUUGAUUUGUUGUGAGGCAACAGAACAGUAGCAAUGAAAUUGCUGUUCAUGAUUAUAUUGUUAACUUUCUUUUUCUUUUCUUUUUUUUCCUUCCUAUUCUUAUGAGUUUACCUCUCUGACAUAUUUUAAUUCAGAGGGUAUUCAAUGUCAUUUUAGCUUAAGUUUUGGCUUC
Molecule: messenger RNA, 1113 nt
Organism: Alnus glutinosa
Lineage: Eukaryota; Viridiplantae; Streptophyta; Magnoliopsida; Fagales; Betulaceae
Product: nudix hydrolase 16, mitochondrial-like
Exons: 4
Coding region: 328-873 (181 amino acids)
Cellular component (GO): nucleus; cytoplasm
Molecular function (GO): pyrophosphatase activity
Source: RefSeq, a predicted model, not a curated record